AUGGACGUGGUAUGUCAAGACGUGGACUGUUUGGACGUGGACUGUUUGGACGUGGACUGUUUGAACGAGGACUGUUUGGACGAGGACUGUGUGGAUAUGGUAUGUUUUGACGUGGACUGUGUGGACGUGGACUGUUUGGACGUGGACUGUGUGGACGUGGACUGUUUGGACGUGGACUGUGUGGACGUGGACUGUGUGGACGUGGACUGUUUGGACGUGGACUGUGUUGACGAGGACUGUGUGGACGUGGACUGUGUUGACGUGGACAGUGUGGACGUGGACUGUGUGGACGUGGACUGUUUUGACGUGGACUGUUUGGACAUGGACUGUUUUGACGUGGACUGUUUGGACGUGGGCUGCUUGGACGUGGACUGUGUGGACGUAGACUGUGUGGAGGUGGACUGUGUGGACGUGGACUGUGUGGACGUGGACUGUUUGGACGAGGACUGUGUGGACGUGGACUGUUUGGACGUGGACUGUUUGGACGUAUUAUGUCUCUACGUGUCAGUUUGGACGUGGACUGUUUGGACGUGGACUGUUUGGUCGUGGAAUGUUUGGACGUGGAAUGUCUGGAUGUGUCUGUUUGGACGUGGACUGUUUGGACGUGGACUGUGUGGACGUGGUAUGUUUAGACGUUGA
This is a messenger RNA of Mya arenaria, 639 nucleotides long. RefSeq names its product keratin-associated protein 12-2-like. Bases 1 to 639 code for a protein of 212 amino acids. Lineage: Eukaryota; Metazoa; Mollusca; Bivalvia; Myida; Myidae. The record is from RefSeq and is a predicted model, not a curated record. The transcript has a single exon.